AUGAAUAAUUUAGCAAAUAUUUAUCUUAAAUAUGAUCGAAGUGUGGAAGCCGAACAACUCCUGCUUAAAGCCAUCGAAAUAAAGCCAAAUUUUGCUGCUGCAUGGAUGAAUCUUGGACUUGCGCAAUUAGCACAAAAACGAUAUAAAGAUGCAGAAAAUAGCUUCGUACAAGCACUCAGUUUGCGUUUUCCGUAUCCGGAUUGCUCAUAUAACAUGGGCUUACUGUAUUUGCAACAAAAUCAAAAAAGUCAUGCAAAAGAAAUUUGGCGAAAUAUUACCAGGGCAAAUCCUAGUCAUAAACAAGCUUGGUUGAAUUUAUUGAUAUUACUCGAUGAGACAAAUAAUUGUGCAGAAGCAAUUAGCUUGUCUGAUAAGGUACUUCGAUAUCAUAGCAAUGAUGCAUCAGUUCUUUCUCAGCUUGGUACCUGUUACGGUAAACUUGGAGAGUACGGUAAUGCUGAAAAGUUUCUCCUAUCUGCGCUGGAACUCGAACCAACAACAGUAACUUACUGGAAAAAUAUCGGUUGA
Acanthocheilonema viteae is the source of this 528-nucleotide messenger RNA. The record is from the annotation of a GenBank genome assembly. Lineage: Eukaryota; Metazoa; Nematoda; Chromadorea; Rhabditida; Onchocercidae.